Messenger RNA from Salvelinus namaycush (lake trout), 2774 nucleotides. RefSeq names its product G-protein coupled receptor 4-like. Gene Ontology annotation, molecular function: G protein-coupled receptor activity. The transcript is spliced from 2 exons. The record is from RefSeq and is a predicted model, not a curated record. NCBI's taxonomy places the organism in Eukaryota, Metazoa, Chordata, Actinopteri, Salmoniformes, Salmonidae. Gene Ontology annotation, cellular component: membrane. Bases 96 to 1127 code for a protein of 343 amino acids. Gene Ontology annotation, biological process: G protein-coupled receptor signaling pathway.
UGACUAUUCAACUCACACUCUCUCUAAUGAGGUUUCCCAAAAAGACGUUCUGAUUUUGUUGGAAAAGUGCAGCUAAGACAGGACUUCAGGACAUCAUGGACAUGCCUCCCACCCCCAGCUCUGGUAAUAGUAACCUGAAUGAAGCCAACACUUGUGGAGUGGACCUCAACCAAGAUGCCAUCUACCUUCCUGUAAUCUACAGUAUCUUCUUCAUCAUUGGCACUCCCCUCAAUCUGAUGGCCCUGUUCGGGCUCUAUCGUCUGAUCAAGUCUGAAAACGUCUUACCGGUGUACGUGAUCAACCUGCUCCUUUCGGAUCUCCUCCAACUGUUCACUGUACCUCUAUGGAUUGACUACUAUCGCAGGGGUCACAGCUGGCGAUUCGGGUCCACUUCCUGCCAGUUAUUGGGGGUCAGUUUCUACGUCAGCAUUUACACCGGCAUUGCAUUCAUGUGCAUCAUCGCUUUGGAGCGCUACUUGGCCAUCGCCAAGCCUCUGAGAUUCCAAGCAUUGAGAAAGCUGAAGUUUGCACGAUGGAUAGCCCUUAGCAUAUGGGUCUUGGUAGCCGUGCCUCCAUCCAUCGCCUUGCAUAAAAUGCAACCCAACGACAAUCACACCCUGUGUAUCGAGAGCUACCCUUCCAAGGAGGGGUUCAUCAUCUACCGAUUGAUCACCUUAUCCCUGUCCUUCAUCAUCCCUCUCGCCUUCAUCGUGUUCCUCCACUGGAAGACCCUGAGGUCUUUGUCGGCCAUUGGUACCUUGGGAACGGAAGAGAAGCACCGCAUCAGGGGGCUUCUCAAUCUGCUGGUGGUCAUCUUCAUCCUGGUCCUUGGCCCCUACCACAUCACAGGAUGCGUGAAGUACAUUGGAUUGCUUUUCCACAGGGACGCCUGUGAAUGGGAGAAGGCUGUGAUUGUGCCCUACCAGCUGGGCAGGGGUCUGUUGAGCCUCAACAGUCUGCUGGAUCCUGUACUUUAUACGUUCCUGAGGAGUGACUUCAGGGAGGCUGCGGGCCAUUACCUGCCCUGCCUGAGGAGGAUGCAGGAGUCUGUAUGCAGGACUGUGAGUCAUCAUAGGACCACCACUAAGACUCCUAGUAGUCUCUCAGAUCACACUGAUUCUAUCUAAACCCAAACCAGACAUUUGUAACAUACCUGUACAUGAUGUACAGUACCUAGCUAGAUGCUAUCUGCUUUUCUUAUAAUAUAUUAACCAGCCUUCGAAGAACCAUCACCAGGACCACUAUUAUCCUUUAAGACCCCACAGAGAGACCCUGAUUCAACCUGUGAUAAACAUUAAUACUGAACAUUAUUCAUAAAUGCUGCAGAACAAAGGUUAUACUGUGGGAAAGGAACAUCUCUAAGAUAUACAUAUAUUUCCUAUAAUUGUUUUUUUUUACAAAAACUGUUUGUUUCUUUAAACAGUGCCAGUGGGUUUUAGAAAGUACAUUCUUGAUUGAGACAGACGUGGUUUGCCUCAUAUUGCCACAGCCAGGAUGUUGCCAAAUUGAGAUUUCAUGUGGCAGGCAGCUGGUAUCGCAGAAGGACUGGUGUCCUCAUAAUACAUUCAUAUUUCCUCUUUCAAGCAACAAAAAAUUGCACAAAAAAGAACUUGCCUAUAAACACAUCUUGUUCCAAAUCAAUUGGAAGUUGUUUUACAAACUUGUUUUACAACUUUGUUUAAACAAACUUACAAACUAGACAUGAAACAUAUAAGAUAAACUGCUGAAGGACUGAACAUAGUUUUAAUCCUUGGUUGUCCACAAUAGUGUAUAUUUGACACUGGGGAGAAAAAUAAUGUAGUACUUUGAUGAUUUAGAGUUGCCCCUGGCAACUGAAAGGGAUGGUUCAACCAGACUGUUCUACCUGUUUAUAAAUAGCAUCGUACCCAACUGAGGACCACAUGUAUACAAGAAUUGGAAGUGGUUUUGUAAUGUGGGGCAAUGUGUAAUAUUGUAUUUCUGUCAGCAUUGCAAUGCUAAAUGUAAAUCAAUCUAUAUCACAAACCUAUGUACCAUUUCAUUUAAAACAUUUAAUUUAAAACAUAACUGUACAUAUCAUGACACCUUUCAGAUUCAGUUGAAUAAAAGAGUUUCAUGUUUGCAUAAAAAUGAUAUAGAUUAUAUCCCAUAUGUUACUAUAGCCUAUAGGGGGGCAAAACUAAUUACAUUUACAUUUGAAUAAUGAAAUGUACAGUGAGUUCCUAAUGUUUCCAUCUGUGCUACAACACUGAAGGUGCUAAAGAUGAUGCCGUUGACAUAGUAACACGUACCACUUGACAAUAUGUGCAUUGUAUGUCCAAUUUAUCUGCCCACAGAGACUAAUCACAUAGUUCUAGCUCUGUGGUUGAGGCAGUCAUUCCACACGGCACUAACUUGAAAGGAGAGAGACUCCUGUAAAAUUGCUCUUGAUUCAUAGAACCGCAAAAUCAAUAAAAGUGUAUAUUAUCUAAUUACACAUUAUAGCAAAGACAUAUAUAUAUAUAUAUUUUUAUCAACGCUUUGCCUCUGUGAUUGAGCCAAGCAUUAUUGCACUGAUUCAGAUUGAUACCAGUUAAUUGUUGUACAAUGCAUUAAAGAGCGCUUUAAUUAUAGACGGCAGACUCUGUCUUCUCUCUGCUGUCACUAUUAUCCUGCUCUGUCAUUUGUUCAUUAGUCCCUGCAGACCUGAUUAGUCAAUGGAUGCAUUGUAAUAACCCUGGCUCUUAAAGAGGGGUAGCUCCAGCUCAAUUCAGUCAGGCUCCCACAUCAGAAGUUAUUGAUCCAAUAGACUGUAA